Dicrocoelium dendriticum is the source of this 222-nucleotide messenger RNA. Lineage: Eukaryota; Metazoa; Platyhelminthes; Trematoda; Plagiorchiida; Dicrocoeliidae. The record is from the annotation of a GenBank genome assembly.
AUGGAUCCACUGCAGCCGCAACCUCUGUCUUGCGUUGCGGAGUUUACCACUUCGGCUACUGCUUUUCUCGGAGUUGGGACGUUUAUCAUGGUUCUGCUGACCUUAUUCAAAUUGAUAAACAAUUCGGAACUCAAAUAUCGGUUGCAUUAUGGUUCUGACCCUCCCCGAAUUUGCUGCGCUCCGCUGCCUCACGCCAAACCUGGACUUUCGUGGGAUCCAUGA